AUGCUUCUCUACCACGGUCUUUUACUUCUCCUGCACGCUUUUCUUGUGCACUCUGCUGCUCUCAAGAAGGGUCUAUCUACGGCUACCCGUGAGACAUGCCAGACGACCUUGAAAUGCCCCGAGGGCACAAUCAUCGUCUCCAACUCUUCCCACCCAGCCGCCCAAUUUAAGUCCAUCCAGGCUGCAUUUGCCUCCCUCCCUAACGACAAUUCCUCCCACACGAUCCUAGUGCUUGCAGGAACCUACCAUGAGCAGCUCAACGUCACGCGUCCCGGCCCUGUCACCCUGCUCGGCCAGCAGCCCGAUCGCAGCGCGCUCACCGAUCCUACACGCAAUCGUGUCACCAUCACCUGGGCCGCUGCCAACCACGACAACACCGGCCAAUCGGUGGACAAUGUCUACUCCAGCGUGUUGAUCGUGUCGCCUACCUUGGAAGCCAGCCUGACUGGAUCGGGUACCACAGGGUAUGCCGUUCCUGCGGACACCCCGUUCGGCAACACCGAUUUCCGCGUGUAUAACAUCGACUUCCGCAACCUCUGGGCAGACUACAGCGACGGGCCAGCCCAUGCGAUCAGCUUCAGUCGUGCCAACGGGGGGUUCUACUACUCUGGAUUUUACUCCUAUCAGGACACCGUUUACGUCGGCAAACUCGGCAACGCAUACUUCCACAAAUCCGUGCUCGCAGGCCAGACCGACUUUUUGUAUGGCUUCGGCACGGCCUGGAUCCAAUCGUCAUCCGUACUUCUGCGAUCGUGCGGCGGCGGCGUGACGGCCUGGAAAGGCACGAACACGACGUUCGAGAACAACUACGGCGUGUACAUCGUCGACUCGACCGUCACCGCAGCCAACUCGUCCAUUGCAUCGGACAUCAAGGGGAAGUGUGCGCUGGGCCGGCCCUGGAACUCCCUGCACCGGUCGAUCUUCGUCAACAGCUACGAAGACGGCAGCAUCGAGCCGUCCGGGUACAUCAACUGGAGUGACCGAUGGGCGGCCAACCAGACGCUGAUGGCCGAGCACCGCGCCUACGGGCCGGGCUUUAAUGCCACAGGCCGCAAGGAGGGCGAGGUAGCGGUGCUGUUGAAUGCGCAGGAGUACAAGCGGUACGAUUCGCUGGACAAGGUGUUUCUGACGCCUGAGGGCCAGGCGGGCAACACUGCGUGGAUUGAUUGGGAGAUAGCUGGUAAGAAAUGA
Messenger RNA from Aspergillus homomorphus CBS 101889, 1191 nucleotides. Its product is annotated as putative pectin methylesterase. The record is from RefSeq and is a predicted model, not a curated record. The transcript has 2 exons. Gene Ontology annotation, biological process: cell wall modification. NCBI's taxonomy places the organism in Eukaryota, Fungi, Ascomycota, Eurotiomycetes, Eurotiales, Aspergillaceae. Bases 1 to 1191 code for a protein of 396 amino acids. Gene Ontology annotation, molecular function: pectinesterase activity.